Molecule: messenger RNA, 1130 nt
Organism: Andrographis paniculata
Lineage: Eukaryota; Viridiplantae; Streptophyta; Magnoliopsida; Lamiales; Acanthaceae
Exons: 5
Coding region: 127-999 (290 amino acids)
Cellular component (GO): chloroplast
Source: RefSeq, a predicted model, not a curated record
CAUUAAAAAAAAAAAAAUGUCUUCUCUCCCCAACAGAGAGAGAGAGAGAGAUUCCUUAUUGCACAACAACAAAUGGCUUGCAAGAGAUUCUCCAUAAUUCUCCACCCUGACUAAAACGACGUCGUCAUGAUCCAUCCCUUCGCCGUUUCUUCUUCCUCUCCGCCUCUCAACUUUACGUUAUUACACCCCACUCCUCGCGCCGCCAAUUUCCCCGCCGCCGCCUCGCCGCGCCGCCGCGACACCCUCCGAGUCGUCAAUGAGUCGACGUCGUCGUCGGCCGGCGCCGAGAGGUCGGAGGCGGACCGCAUGGUCGACGGGCUCGACUUCGGCGAACUCUGCGAUGAGUUCGAAUGUAUUAGUAGCCCUUUGGUCGAAUCGACGGCGAGGCAGCUCGUCCGCGACAUCCUUGAACUCCGUCAGGACAAUCGCGCCUUCGGUUGCUUCGCGCUUUCGGUUAAGUACAAGGAUCCGGUGCGAAGCUUCGAGGGAAGGGACAAGUAUAAGCGACGAUUGUGGGCGACGGAUGCGCUUGAAAAUCCAACAACAACCGUGCAACAAAUGGAGAUGCUAUCGACUAGUGUCCUAAACAUCAAGUGGACAUUGCGCGGAAAGCCGAAAUCCCCAUUUUUCAUAGCCGGAGGAGACGUGAUCGUCAAAGUGGAUUCGAUCUUCACAAUGAACCAAAUAAGCGGACAAGUGAUCGAGCACGAGGAAUCAUGGGACUUGUCCGAAUCAUCGAUGAUUGCACAAACAUAUUUUUGGAUGUCGAGGCGCAUUUUUGCCACGGUCGAGGGAGGAAAGGAUGCCUCAAAUUUCAUCAAGGACUUAACAAACCGUAUGGCUACGGAGAACAAGAACAUCGAAAGUUAUCCCGACCCGACCGGGGACCCGACAAAGUUUUUUCAGAGGGAUGACAACUUCCAAAGAGAUUUAUACCAAAUUGCACUGUUUAUUGCAAUAGUGUAUUUUGUUGUACAAUAUUUGCGGACAAUAUUGUAAAGCCUGUGAACAAUCAACGGCUAUACGUCAUUCAAGAAACUCAAAGUAAAAGGUAGAGAGUAUGAACACACACACACCCCGUUUGUAUAUCAUACAUACAAAUAUAUAUAUAUAUAUGGUUUUUUUUUUUU